GGAAAAGGCAGGGACCCGAGAAGUAACGUUAGCAUUUGUAAAAGGAAAGUGCAAUCCAUCAUCAAAUCUGUCUGCAUAAUCUUAUCACUUCUGUGUACUACGAAACGAGUUCACGUCCAGUUUUUGCACCCGGUAUUACUACGAUCACUAGGAAAUGAUGAAAUCGAUUUUUUUCGCAAUCGUUGCCCUGAUGUUCGCGGCAGUGUUCAUGCAGCAGGAGCAAGCAUCAGCCCAGCUGACUGACUCGGAUGCUGUGUCAAGCAUUGAUGAAUGGAACUACAUGAACAGAAGUUGUUCUGCUAAGCUUCAUGAUCAAAUCAACAAGGAAUUCGAUGCGGCGAUCUUUUACAUGCAGUAUGCCGCAUAUUUUGCGCAGUACCAGGUCAAUCUGCCAGGAUUUGAAAAAUUCUUCUUCAAUGCUGCCUCCGAGGAACGAGAACAUGGAAUGAAGUUGAUUGACUACGCCCUUAUGCGCGGUCAAAAGCCCAUCGACCGGAACACCUUCACAUUGCACUAUGGAAACCAAAUUCAACGUCCGACUCCGGAACAAGGAUCGGUGGCUCUGACUGCUUUGAGAGCAGCACUCGCUAAGGAGCAGGAAGUGACUAAGAGCAUUCGCGAACUUAUCAAAAUCUGUGAGGAAGAUCAUAAUGAUUAUCACCUGGUGGAUUACUUGGCAGGUGUAUUUCUUGAAGAGCAACACCAAGGACAACGUGAUCUUGCAGGAAAAAUUAGUAUGUUGAAAAAAGUACUCCAGACUAACCCUAAAUUGGGUGAAUUUAUCUUCGAUAAGCAAAAUAUGUAAAAAGCAAUAUGAGUAAAUAACCAUCUCCAGUUCGCUUUGGAUGGAAAACACAAAAAUAUUUCCCAUUUUUUACAAAUUUAAUUAUGAAUGAAACACAUUGGUCCUAAUACUAUGCUCUGUAUAUUGAUGUGAAAUCAAUGGAAAGCAAAAUCAGGACAACAAAAUGUAGUCAAACGGUUAAAUACACGGCAUCAUAACCCGGUCAAAUAAAUUUUAAUUAUUUUAC
Molecule: messenger RNA, 1031 nt
Organism: Anopheles nili
Lineage: Eukaryota; Metazoa; Arthropoda; Insecta; Diptera; Culicidae
Product: ferritin subunit-like
Exons: 4
Coding region: 155-805 (216 amino acids)
Biological process (GO): iron ion transport; intracellular iron ion homeostasis
Cellular component (GO): cytoplasm
Molecular function (GO): ferrous iron binding; ferric iron binding
Source: RefSeq, a predicted model, not a curated record